Molecule: messenger RNA, 5023 nt
Organism: Hermetia illucens (black soldier fly)
Lineage: Eukaryota; Metazoa; Arthropoda; Insecta; Diptera; Stratiomyidae
Product: semaphorin-1A
Exons: 11
Coding region: 1419-3623 (734 amino acids)
Biological process (GO): neural crest cell migration; negative chemotaxis; semaphorin-plexin signaling pathway
Molecular function (GO): chemorepellent activity; semaphorin receptor binding
Source: RefSeq, a predicted model, not a curated record
CCGUAGAGGCUCGCCUCCAUACACUGAACCAAACCAACAACAGUAGUGUUUCGACAGUAUUCUGAUUCUGAGGUGUUGUGUUAGUUAGUAACGUAAGAUAAAUUCGUUUCUCAGUUAACAUGAGACCUGGAGGAUUUAUGUUUUCGUUUUCCAUUCAUUUUUGAUAUUCUUUUCGAAUAUUAUUCAAUACUCAUGAAGGACAAUCAGUUGUGUAGGCAGUGUAAAUAUUGGUGGUGCAGUGAAUGAAUUGCUGAUUUGUUUAUUUCAUACAUUUCGUUGAUCAAUUGAUAUUAAAUGGUUCAACUAAUUCAUUUGAUUGUAAAAUAAAAAUUGCGCCAUGCUUCCAAGUAUCUUUGAAUGUUGGAAUUGAAUUUCAAAUGAAAAUAGGAUAGUCUAGUUGGUGCUGAGGAAAUUUUAGAACUAAAAUCAAUGUCAAAGAUAUUUUGAGUGUACUUAACUUAGAAUGAUCCCUGUGUGUUUUUCGAAAUAAAAGAUAAAAUGAUAACCAUACAGUGCUUAAAUGAAAUAUUUUGGGUGCGUGAAUAGUGCUUGAAAACGCAGAAAUAAAUUUGGAGAGCAAUUAUAUUACUUGCAGUGCAUUUACACAUCAAUGAAAAUCUCAAAUAUCUAUGGAAUAUGUUUUCUUACCCGACUAUCUGCUGAAGAGUUUUGGUUACUCAUCGAGGACUAACAAAUUCACAGGAUUAUCGGAUUAAUGAUGUUCUGAGCAACAACAAGAGGCGCAAUCUCAGCAAUUAUAUUUAACAAUGCAAGUGAAACUGGAUCAGAAAAAAAUGACAUACAUCACUUCAACAUUCAAGACGACUCCUCCGCUAAUUCACCACAUUUGCAAUGGAAGUUUUUCAGUAACAGAUUUAAUUUGAUCUAACGAGAAAUUUCCCGUAUUCUGUCCACGGAUAUCUAAAGAGGCCUUAUUUUCUGGUGCCUUACAUACUAUUCGUAUACAUAUAUUCUACGGGAAUCUUGAUAGUAUUAAUGGAUCUAGCGGCUAAUGGAACUUACAUGAUAUGUUACGAUAUUACGCUCGCGCAAAUUGACUCAAGAAAAAGAGUGAAUCAAUGAGCUCACAGUUCCAAGAUACAACACAACAUUCAACUUCAUUGUCAUCAUCACUAAAUAAGUGUUACACACUCUAUUAUUGUAACGCGCUUACAAUUUAUGAUAAAACGUGUCAACCAGAAAUAAUUUACGAAUAAAAAGGUCAGAUUAAAUGGAAAUAAAAUUGACCUGGGCCGCUAAGUGUUAAUUUCCUGAUAGCAUAAUCGGACAGCCUCGUGACUGAUAAAAAGAUGGAACAACAAUUAAGAAUACAAUUUCUCUAAAAUUUGAACUUUCUUUCGCCUAAAAGGAGAGAAUUGGAAGAAGACUUAAAAACAAACUAUCUUUAGAUAGAUUAUAUGAAAAUGGCAAUUAAAUGUAAUUUUUAUGAAUUAUGUUGCUUACUAAUUAGUAUAACAUUGGUAGUUAGAGCAUGGACGCCUGACAUCACACCGAAGUUGAUAAAUCCUAAAACAGAAAAACUUCCAGUAUUUUUCGGUAACACAACAGACUAUUUCAAAAUACUCGAUCAAGACGAUAAUACGAUUUUGAUAGGGGCUAGAAAUAAUAUCUACAACUUAAGCUCAACUGAUCUUCGAGAAAGAGAACGCAUUGAAUGGAUAUCAUCUGAUGCCGAUCGUGAACUAUGUGCCCUGAAAGGCAAAACGGAGCAGGACUGUCAAAAUUACAUACGAGUAUUUGCUCGUUUAGAUGAUAAACGGAUAAUGAUAUGCGGAACGAAUUCAUACAAACCACGAUGUCGUACUUACACUAAUUUUCACGGAGCAGCACAGGACGACCGGACGUUUGAAGAGAGUGAGGCACAAGGCCGAUGUGCCUACAAUCCCACCCAUAAUAGUACAUACGUUUUCACAGAUGGUCAACUAUAUUCAGCGACGGUUGCUGAUUUUUCCAGCGCCGAUCCGCUGAUUUAUCGAGAGCCCCAACGAACUGAACAGUAUGAUCUAAAACAGCUUAAUCAACCAGAUUUUGUCAGUGCAAUGGAAAUGAAUGGUUAUGUCCUGUUUUUCUUUCGCGAAAUCGCUAUGGAAUAUAUGAACUGCGGAAAGGCAAUAUAUUCGCGGAUAGCAAGAGUUUGCAAAAAUGAUAAGGGAGGCCCAUAUGGGUUUGCCGAUCGAUGGACAUCAUUUUUAAAAGCACGUCUCAAUUGCUCGAUGCCGGGCGAGUAUCCUUUCUAUUUUGAUGAAAUCCAGGCAACUAGCAAGAUAAUUGAGAGCCUGUAUCAGGAUCGUCGGAGCUCAAUCAUUUACGCGGUUUUCACAACUUCAAUAAAUGCAAUCCCUGGUUCAGCUGUGUGCGCUUUCAGUACAGACGAGAUCGUGGAAGCAUUCGAAGGUCCAUUCAAAGUUCAAAAAAAUAGUACAUCGGUUUGGCUACCUCUAUCCGUGGAUAAUUUACCAGAACCUCGCCCAGGUCGGUGUGUCGAUGACUCCAGGACUUUACCAAGCUCAGUGGCCAGCUUUAUUAAGACGCAUUCAUUGAUGGAGAACGCGGUCCCAGCUAUGUAUGGCCGACCCUUGUUUACGAGUGUUAGUUUCAAAUAUCGUCUUACCGCGGUCACUGUCGAUCCACAAGUUAUCACAAAGGAUGGCAGUGCGUUUGAUGUAGCAUUUGUUGGAACAGAUGAUGGUCGAGUUAUUAAAUUCAUCAACGUUCCGCCAACAAAUCAUAGUCCUGAAGCUUCUAAUGAUGUUGAAACUGUAGUCAUCAGUGAAAUUCAAAUUUUGGAUAAUAUGCCAGUACGCGAAUUGACGGUUGCAGGGAACUUGAUUGUCGUAGGUGAUGGGUAUAUAAAGGCCAUUCCACUUCAUCACUGCUCUCAAAUUGUCACCUGUGUCGAGUGCAUCGAUAUUCAGGAUCCUUACUGUGCAUGGAAUAUUCAAAAUCAUGAGUGUGGACCAUUACCGUCUAUAACCAAUCCACGAACGUUGGAUGACUUUAUUCAGAAUAUCACUUCACCUGAGCAUGGCCGACGUGAAUGUGAAAAGAAUGGAGAUUCUGGUAAUCGCAUCGACCAAAGAUAUUCAGUGUCCCAGCCAGCUCGAGGUACACUUUCGGCAGUUGCUCAGCGACCAUUAAAUUACCCGAUGGUGAAGAGCAGGGAGCCGGGGAAUGAUGGAAACUUGUUGGAAAAUACCAUUACACAUCAUUUAGUCAAUGAUGCGAAUGACUUACAAUUGGCUAAUACAAGCUUAAAUUGGUUUUGGCUUAUUGCCUUACCUCUCAUGGUGACAUUUCUAGCCAUCGGGAUUGUGAUUGGACGUCUGCUAACGAAAAGGGCGUGUAAGAAUUCACCCUUUGCCGAACACCGAAACGAAUUGACUUCAUCCCGACCACUUAACUCAAGGACAAGUGGCAAAGAUACGAAUCUUCUUAUGAACGUUGGUCCACGUAAUAAUAAACGAGACAAUUUAGAAAAUGAGUUCGUUGUUGGUGAUAAGGAUCGUAGUCAUGAAUGUAAAAAUUCCACGGAAAAUUUAGAAAAGGUUGUGCAUUGCAAAACGACUGGUACAUUAACAAAAGUGAAGAGUACAUAUAUUUGAACAUACGAAUCAACAAAACUGUUAGGGAACGAUCAAAUUUACAUAAUGUUAUCGAGACUGGUAAGUAAAAGAGGCCAGAGAAACGAAAAAGAUAUAGUGCGAGGAGAUACAAUUCAGCCAAAGUCACAGCUUAUGUGGUAGGUAUAGUUUAAUCGAAUUAUUGUAAUAUUCGAUCGAAUUUAUAGACGCUACUAAUAGUUGUGAUAUAAGGACGAAGCUGAAGGAUCUCUCAGAAGAAUUUUCAUAGAAAUAAAAAGCAAUCAAUCUGCUAUUUACGAAUUUUUUUUUUGUCGUAAUAAGUAACAUCUAAAACUUCAAAUUUCCCGCGUGCCUCUUUCGAAGAACAUAAGCGAAGAACUGUAUUAUAUACAUAAAAUAAGGUAAUAUACAUAUAUAUUUUUAUAUGAAAAAUUUAGAUUAGAAAAAACGAAUUUGUGAUCUAGAAAUAUAUCAAUUUGAUGUGAGGCAAUCGUAAAAUUGUGUGUUUUAAUAAGAUGAAUGAAUUGAAUAAUAUUUAAAAUGAUUUUUACAAUAUUCUGUUGUUUAUACUGACAUAAAUUAAGUAGUUUUAACUAAGCGUACCUAGUUUCUUAUAAUGCAAUCAUUUACUAGCUCGAAAUAACCCUCAGUUAUGCUGUUCGUGAUAUGCAAACAUUUUCUAAAUUUUAGAAAUUAGAUAACCAGACCAUUCCUGUUAUGUGUAAAUUUUAAACAAAACUACAUAUAUUUCAUAUAUGACUUUAUAUAUAUAAAAAUAUGUAUUUUUGUGUGAUGUUUGUGUCAUUCAUCGAAUAUUUUAGCGAACAAUCUGACCGGUCCGUGACAAAUUAUCGUAUUCAUGCUAGCUCAUAAUUUUUGUACAAAAAAAAAACAACUGAAAUUUCAGAUAAGUCUCGUAUUUUAAGUAUUUAUUUAUAAAACCCGCUUUGUAGGCUGACCAUAUUGUGCGUGUGAUGCUUUUUGUCAUGGUUUUAGUAUUGGAAAUACAGGUUUCAAGUCAUAAAUCUAAAUAUUCAUUUUCGUAAUUUUUGAGAGCAUUUAUAAUUCUAUUAAGGGAAUUUUGAAGUUUUUUCGAUUAUUAUCCAAAUUUAUUGACCUCGGUGCUUUAUAUGUCUUACCAAAAUUGUCUUAUAUGCUACAAGCAUAUUUAGUAAUACAAAAACUUCGACUAUAAAAUAAAAGCGUGCCGAUAGUAAAAAAAAUACGCUAAACUGCGUAGUUAGCAAAAUGAGAAAGAGAAUAAAUCCGUCCCUCGUGUUAUAUAUACAAUUUUAAGUAUUAACAAUUCACUAUUUCCGCUUAACUUACUAUAUGCAGUUCACUUCAUGGCGCAAUCAUAUUUAUGUAUGAAGUUUUGGUAUCUACUUAACUAUCGAACGUAAAUUAUUUGUAAAAAAAAA